CGUAGUUGCUGCCUCGCACCUUAAAGUGGACCGCUCUAUGAACAGAAAUACAUUGCUUUCUUGACCAUCUCUACCUACCUCUACUGUGUAAUGAAACCCGUGCUACUAGUGAUUAGCGCCCGGUCUGACUAUGGAGCUGUACGCAGCCGGAUGCAAUGCCUGGCAGCAGCUUGUGCGCAGUUCCGGUGUCGAAGCUGAUCACGUCGCUGAUGUGCAAACGUUCCAAUGCAUCUUGCGGGGGCAGACAAUCCAGCCGCCCGUGUCGACAAUCAUGUCUACUCUAGUCCGACACGACAGGCAGUACACAAGGCUAGGCUAUGAAACAGCUCGCCCGGUGCCAGAACACGAAGCUGAAUUUCACUCUGUUGCUUCAGCAAGUGGGAGUCGACUAUAUGGUCCUAUUGAACACUCUACAGUACGGCAAACAUCAAAGUUACGCCUCGAAAGGACUGGGGUACCCGACGUGGAGAUAGCUUUAGACAAACCCGUGGUACAAAUGGCAGCAUACGACACAGGGUUUGCGGUUUUGUACACUGAUGGUACUGUUGCUACUAUGGGAGACCCUCGCUUCCCAGAAUGUUUGGGUAGGGAGGUUUCCGACAAGCAACCAAGCAAUGCGCUUGCAACAGUGGACGACUUGGAGGGCCUGGACGAUCCCGUAACACACAUCAGCGCUGCCUCAUAUACUUUAGCAGCGUUAACAAAGAGCGGUUGCAUAUAUGCUUGGGGUCGAUCCUCUAGUGGUACUCAUCGCCAGCCACAAGCAUUGUCAAACUUGGAGGGCAUGCCCAACUAUGCUGCUGUAGCUUACGACACAGACAUUGCUGAUGUAGCCAUUGGCGAUGGUCAUGCUAUAGCACUUACUACAGAAGGGACUGUCUAUGUUAUUGGAAGUAAUAGCAAUGGGCAGUUGGGGCUCGGCGACGCUUCUGUAUCAAGAGUGGACGAUUGGACAAAGUUGGACUUUCAGGCCCCAACGGGCAACGUAAUUAGCAGAGUCGCGGCUGGACCGCGAACAUCAUUCAUCAUCACAGCGAAGCAAAUAUAAUAGAAACAUAAAGCAUUUAGCCGACGUUCUUUUAUUUGAUUGAAUUGUUUUGUCGUCCUCUAUUAUACAUUCAUCUUGCGUCGAACGCUAUCAUAGACUCGUCAAGUAAUCCUCAAUUUCUUGAGGUGUCAGUUUACGGAAGCGGGGGCCUUCAGCUCCCUCAACGCCCUCAAUGCCCAGCAGAUGGUUAGCGGGAGGACCGACAAUACCAAUCUCGAUCGAGUCGCCAUUCAUCUCGCCCUCAAUGUUAUCCUUCAGAGUGAGCAAGGCAAUGUGGAUGGCGUCUUCGAGCUCAAGCUCCUCAGAGUAACGCUUCUCCAAGAACGUCUUGGCCUUGGUUGCACUCUUGCCAAUGGCAGUAGCCUUCCAGGGAAAGUAGCUGCCCGUGGGGUCGACUUGGUAAAGCAUAGGACCGCCCUUGUGAAUGCCGCCAGUCUUUGUGGUCUUCUUCUUCUCGCCGUUAUCCUCAUCGGCACCCUCCUCCUCGUUCUCGGGCUCAAUACCGUCAUCCCAGCCGGCAAUGAGCAUGCUGACACCGUAAGGGCGGACACCAGCGGACUGGGUUGCCUCCUGCAUCACUCGGGCGACAUCUUGCACCAAUAUGCGGGUCGGGGGGUAUUCGUUAUAGAUUCUCUUGUAGCCGGUGUGUGAAACCUUGCGCGCGCGAUCGACCAGGACUCGGUAAUCAGGGCCCAUGCCGGAGUAGACGGUGCCAAUGUUGGGUGUGAUGGUGCUGAUCUUGGACAGGGAGCUCUGGUCGGCCAAUGGCGAUGACGACUUCUUUUCGGUAGCGAGGACAAUACCGUUUGUGGCUAAAUGGCUUCGUGUGAGCUUGACGAACAACGGUACAUGGUUUGGGUAGUCAAGGGAAGCUUGCUUACCUUUGAUGCCUAGGGCGGUAAUACCCUGGUUGACAGCGUUGAGCGCAUACUCUGGAGCGUCGAGUUAGUGGGUUGUAUUCGGGCGAUUGCAUCGCUUUGAGCAGCUAUUGGAAACGCAAUAGAACCUCUUCGGAUGCUAGGGAGGACAUACCAAUCUGCACCAGCUUGCCACUAUUUAGAUGUUAGCAACGUCAUUCCUACGCAGGCGGGAGGAGCAAGGCGAGACGAGGCGUACCUGGGCGAGAAUGUUGUGAGAGAGAAGGAAUAUCUGUCCGCCAUUGUUUCUGGAGAGGCUACAGCUUAAUCUGUGACUGUUGCGUAGCUUCAAUGUUGUUGAUUGUGAUGGCGGAGAGUGAUGCGAUGCGGAUUGAUGCUGCCCCAAGCCAAACUAAACUGGCCGGACCUCUAGGCACGACGACCUGCGCGUCAAGCUUGCCAGAGCUGUAGCGGGCAGCGG
Messenger RNA from [Torrubiella] hemipterigena, 2386 nucleotides. The record is from the annotation of a GenBank genome assembly. NCBI's taxonomy places the organism in Eukaryota, Fungi, Ascomycota, Sordariomycetes, Hypocreales, Clavicipitaceae.